Messenger RNA from Oryzias melastigma (Indian medaka), 5490 nucleotides. RefSeq names its product nuclear receptor binding SET domain protein 2 (gene nsd2). Gene Ontology annotation, biological process: regulation of DNA-templated transcription. The transcript is spliced from 22 exons. Gene Ontology annotation, cellular component: nucleus; chromatin. Gene Ontology annotation, molecular function: protein binding; histone H3K36 methyltransferase activity. Bases 652 to 4491 code for a protein of 1279 amino acids. The record is from RefSeq and is a predicted model, not a curated record. Lineage: Eukaryota; Metazoa; Chordata; Actinopteri; Beloniformes; Adrianichthyidae.
GCGCCCACAAUUUAUAUAUUUAUACCGAUUUAGCUGAAGACUUUAGCCAAGUUAUUACAACCAACGGCACAGAAAACACUGGCUUGUGUUUUGUUUAGGGUUUUCCGGCUAUUCGACUGCAUGGAAUAUAUGAGUGCGGCUUUGUCUAUUUGCUGGAGUACGCUAUAAUGGCUGACUAUAGAUGACAGAGAUGCGGCAGAGUGGGAAACUUGUCCGGCUGUCGGGGUCUGCAGUUCAUGACUUUCCAUCGUCUUUUUGGGGUUGCAGGACUCGUUUCUGACGUGGUCUCGACUAAUUACUGGUGCACCCGUUGCUACUUUGAUUAGACGAUCUUGGCUUCUUCUUUUUGCCUCAAAGUUCCGCAGCACCGCUCUGCAUCCCGCUUGUAACUGGAAAUAGAUGCAGCCCGUUUUUCCGGUUGCGGCUGCAUUUUUUACGGGUUAUUUCCGCGGCUUUCCCGGCGUGCAGUGCGGCGGAGCUGCGGCUGUCCGCACCGCGGAGCUGCACGCGGAUGCUAGCGGCUAACCCGUCCUCAGUCCAGGCGAGGCUGCCGGGAGGAGACGGCUGACGCGGGGCUGAGAGCUCUCUGCUUGGUGGAGAGGAGGUUCCGGUGAGGUUGUGGAGCUCCUGGAGUCUGGAGUGCCAGAAGGGAUGGACAGCAAAGGCAGCUCCCUGCCCUCAAUGCCCGAACCAGCCAACCCCAUCAGCAUGAAGCAGCCCCCCGAGUCCUUAAGUGUGCGUAAAGCCCGGGGGGACGUGAGCAGCGACCCGGCUUUGCUAAUGGACAAAGCGGCGGCGCAGCUGGCCGCCACUCUUCAAGACGGGGUCCUCCAGAAGAUGGCCGGCCACGGCCACAACAACCACACCCACGAGAAGCUCAAAGACCUGACUGCCCUGGUGCUCAACGGGGACCAGGACUCUGUGCUGCCCCAGCUCUGCACUCCAGAACCACCCAUGCUUAAGGGGGCCGAAGCUCCCGCCGCCAACGGCCCCCACCAGCACAACUGCACGCCCCACGCUGAACCCGAGCUUACCGUCUCAAUACCGCAGGUGGUCCAGCAGCCGUUGUUUGAGCCGUACGGUGCUAACGGGGCCAGCUUGGUCACAGCCACUGAGGAGACGUUAUCUGGUCCUGAUGGGAGACAUGAUGUGAAGAAGAGGAGAGGAACACCAAACAAACCCAAAGCUCAAGUGAACUGCUCCUCUCUGGAAAACACUAUAGAAGAAGCAGCAGUAGCUCAGCCGGCUCGGAUGUCAGAGCUCAAGCUUCCUGAAGGAGAUGGUCCUCUGCGUACACGCUUCUGUCCCGGAGAUCUGGUUUGGACCAAGGUGCCGGGUUACCCCUGGUGGCCUUGCAUGGUGACCAGUGACCCCGAAUUCAACAGUCACUUUAAGGAGAAACAGAAGGCGGUCACCUGUGAGCUGGACAUCCUUUACCAUGUGCAGUACUUUGGAGAUGCUCCAGAAAGAAGCUACGUCUUUGAGAGGAACAUGGUGUCUUUCAUCGGGGAGCAGCAGUACCCCGAGCUCUGCCAGGGCAUCACAAUCCCGGGCUCAUGUGUCACUCAUAGAAAGACUUCUGUCUCCGUACCCCACAAACUCCAGGCUCAGUGGAACAUGGGCGUCAUUCAGGCCAAGGAGGCUCUCAAUAUGCUGCCAGACAAACGCUUGGAAAACUUUGGGCUUCUUUACAACGAGGACGGCCCUCACCUGAACCCCCACAUUCUGGAAAAGCUGAAGCCAGAAGACUGUGACGGCGUGGCCCUGGACAGCGACGCCGGGCUGGUUUCAGACCUGAAUUCCUCAUCUUCAUCAGAGUCUCUGGUUGAACCAGUCGCUCCGAAGAAGAGGAGGAGACCCCGACAGGCUCAGACCAAGGCAGGCAAAAGGAGGACCAAAUGCGCUGCCAGCAGAACCUGUGAUCUGGUCAAGAAACGAAAACCAAGGCUGCAGUCUUCAGCAGAGGAUGCUUUGGAAACAGGGAGGAGAGAGCGAAAGAAGAGAUCCAGACAGCCACAAUCCGGCGUUGCAGCUGACAGAGAUCAACCGCCUAAAAGGAGCCGCAGCACUUUGAAAGACCCGGACAAACAGGUCUCCAGUUCAGAGGAUCCAAACAAAAAGAGAAGGAAGAAAAGGGACGGAAAAGAAGCCCGGAAACGUGCAAACAAGUCGCAAGCUCGCCUUCAAGACGACCAAAGUUCAGAGAAACCCAAGCGGCGGAGAAAAAGGAAACAGGAUGGAGAGAUGAUGAUGUCCAAAGCAAAGAAGAGGCGGUCUUCCCCCUGUCCUGAUCCUGAGGGCUCUGGGAGUGAGGAGCGUCCCGAUUCUCCCAGCGACAGCUUAGACGGGACGAAGAAGGGAGAGAGGAGGAAGGAGUUUGUGUGUCAGGUGUGUGAGCAGGCAGGUGAGGACCUGGUUCCGUGUGAAGGCCAGUGUUGCGGCAUGUUCCACCUCCACUGCCUGGGCCCGUCCUUCAAGCCUGAAGACAAGCUGCUGUGCCAGCAGUGCAGAGCCGGGAUCCACUCCUGCUUCGCCUGUAAGAAGUCGGAGGGCGAGGUGCGCCGCUGCCACGUCAUACACUGCGGCAAGUUCUACCACGAGGCCUGCAUCCGCCUCAACCCGCUCACGGUGUUCGACCACAAGGGGCUCCGCUGCCCCCUGCAUGCCUGCCUCAGCUGCCACUUUGGCUCUGGCACCAAACACAAGUCUGCCAAAGGUCGGUUGAUGCGCUGCCUUCGCUGCCCAGUGGCGUACCACGUCGGCGACCUGUGUGUGGCAGCAGGCAGCGAGAUGAUCACCAACACGGCUAUCGUCUGCACCAACCACUUCAACGCCAAGAAGGGCUACAGCCACCACAGCCACGUCAACGUCAGCUGGUGCUUCGUCUGCUCCAAAGGAGGACAGCUGCUGUGCUGCGAGUCCUGUCCUGCAGCUUUUCACCCGGACUGCCUGAACAUCGCCAUGCCUGAUGGGAGCUGGUACUGCAACGACUGCAGAGCCGGGAAGAAGCCCAGAUACAGGGACAUCAUAUGGGUCAAGCUGGGAACAUACAGGUGGUGGCCGGCAGAGAUCUACCACCCCAGAAACGUCCCCACCAACAUCCAGCACCUUCGCCAUGAAAUCGGGGAGUUCCCGGUCUUCUUCUUCGGCUCCAGAGAUUACUUCUGGACCCACCAGGGCAGAGUGUUCCCCUACAUGGAGGGCGAUCGGGGCAGCAAGAACCAGAGGACGGGCAUCGGCCGGGUCUUCAAGAACGCUCUGCUGGAGGCCGAGGCUCGGUUUAAGGAGAUGAAGAUGAAACGUGAGGCCAAGGAGGCUCAGGAGAGCAGCCGGAAACCACCGCCGUACAAGUUCAUCAAGGUCAACAGACCCGUCGGCAGAGUUCAGGUCUACACCGCAGACGUUUUUGAGAUCCCCAAGUGCAACUGCAAGCCGUCGGACGAGCGGCCAUGCGGGUUCGAGUCCGAGUGUCUGAACCGCAUGCUGCAGUACGAGUGCCACCCCCAGGUGUGUCCCAGCGGGGAGCGCUGCUGCAACCAGGACUUCACCAAACGCCUCUACCCUGAGACCAAGAUCAUCAAGACGCCUGGCAAGGGCUGGGGGCUGGUCGCCCUGAGGGACAUCAAAAAGGGCGAGUUCGUCAACGAGUACGUCGGAGAGCUGAUCGACGAGGAGGAGUGCAGAGCCAGGAUCAACUACGCUCAUGAAAACAACAUCACCGACUUCUACAUGCUCACCAUCGACAAGGACCGGAUCAUCGACGCGGGUCCAAAAGGGAACUACUCCCGCUUCAUGAACCACAGCUGUCAGCCCAACUGUGAGACGCAGAAGUGGACGGUGAACGGAGACACCCGCGUCGGCCUGUUUGCCGUCUGCGACAUCCCUGCAGGGACAGAACUGACCUUCAACUACAACCUGGACUGCCUCGGGAACGAGAAAACCAUCUGUCGCUGCGGCGCUCCCAACUGCAGCGGCUUUCUGGGGGAUCGACCCAAGAACUCAAACGGACACGCAGCAGAACCCAAAGGAAAGAGGCUGAAGAGGAAGUACAAGAAGAGGAAAAGUGAGGGAAAGAAGUCCGAGGACGAGUGUUUCCGCUGCGGAGACGGAGGCCAGCUGGUGCUCUGCGGCAAGAAGACCUGCACCAAGGCCUACCACCUGUCCUGCCUCAACCUCACCAAGAGGCCCUUCGGCCGCUGGGACUGCCCCUGGCACCACUGUGACGUCUGCGGGAAGAACUCCGAGGCCUUCUGCCAGCUCUGCCCCAACUCCUUCUGCAAGGCUCACCGGGAGGGGGGGCUGCGGCCCCGGCCCCCCAACGGCGAGCUGUGCUGUUUGGAGCACGACGACCUGGAGGGAGCAAACGGCCAGGCGCACGCCUCGGGCCAAACGGGCAGCGCCGCCGCGCCCGCUCCGGUCAGCCGCUCCAGGAAGAGGCAAAGGGCCGGCAGCAGGACCAAGAGCUCCAAACGGAAGGCAGCGGAAGCCUGAAGUGCCCUUUCUGUCCAAGAGCCAGAAGAACAAAGCAGACCCACCACUGUUCUCCAGACCGUCAUCAGGGAAACGUCUUCUCCACGUCUUCAGGUGCUCCGACCAGCUGUGGAGCUGCAGCCGCUGGACGCUCACGGCUCCGUUUUUACCCCACGACAUCCUCAGCCUCUCAUCACGGUUUUAUCGCUCCAGCUGUGGACGGCAAACACACAAACAGGGUUCUGGUUGAGUGUGAGGCGUCAAAAGGUUGCCAAAUGAAAGUUUUUUUCUUGAUUUUUUUUUUAUGUAUAGUUGAACUGUGUUGCAGAUGUCAACAUGAAGACACUAUGGAUAGGCUUCAGAGGAUCUCUGUACGUUUUUGUAGCCUUAGAUCAUGUGUAAGUGUACGGCGUCUUAGCGCCGCUGUAGGUUAGGGUUAGCUUAGAGCUGUUGGUCUGGCAUAACCCUGACCCUGCGGGUGUCGGUCCGUAACCUUUCUGAGGAGGUCACAGCGUGACCUGCAGCAGCUGACUGCUGCUGACCUGCUCCGUUUCUUAUGUCUAGGCUCUUUUUUCCUUCAGCACCAUGAAUAAAGUUGCACCCUUUGAUGAGUAGUGUUGUUAAAGUAUGUUCAGGAAACAAGCAGCAGAGCAUUAAAAACAGGAAGUCCCGCCCAUCAUCCUCCACCCAUACACCUGUCAGACACGUCGGUGCUGCUGCCCCCACUCCUCUGAGGGCUGCAGAUCUGUCCACACCUGCAGCACACCUGACUCUUCAUCCUAACCUCCAGUGAAUGUAGUGCAGCCAGUCGUUUUUGUAAGCACUGUAAUUCCCUGUAGUGUGUGUAGAUUCAUUUGUAACUACUGUCAUAGCAGACCAGAGACUAAUAUGUACAUAAUGUAUAAGUGCUAAUAGUGAUGCAUCUAUUGUAAAUAUGGUUCAGGUUUCAUGCAGUCCUGAAACACUUUCUGCAGGAUCUCACUUCAGAUGAAUCGAGCAAUAAAGUGCAGGAAACCUUCA